Molecule: messenger RNA, 1318 nt
Organism: Rosa rugosa (rugosa rose)
Lineage: Eukaryota; Viridiplantae; Streptophyta; Magnoliopsida; Rosales; Rosaceae
Exons: 10
Coding region: 560-1156 (198 amino acids)
Source: RefSeq, a predicted model, not a curated record
CCUUGGUUUAUUAGUUGCUUAAUAUAGAGAAAUUUAUUCAAAGAGGAUAAAAGAGUAAAAAGAUAACAAACAGAAACCACUUUCAAGCAGUUUUCUUCUCUCCCACAAACUCUCCCACAAGCAGUUGGAGGAAUAAAAACUGCACCGAAUCAUCGAGGAAAACAGAAAACGCAGGCAGUUAGCACGAUCUCCUUGAAGAACGACUGCCAGGGCGCACGAUUGGAGACCGAAGAAGGACGUGGGAGAUGAUCGGAGUGGAAAUGGCUUCAUCACUAUUCACCCCAAUCUCAAUUUACGGUUCAUAUAAAAGGAGAGAAGGGAGAGACGAACAGAGCAAAAUCAAACCCAGAAAGAGGAAAAAAAUUUGUAUCAAAAUCGGUAGUGUGGGCAGAGCGGAUUCUCAAUCAAACCCAAAAGGCAGAGUAAAAUAGGUAUCAACUCGGGCGACACUGUUGCGGAUUCAGUGGAGGUAAAUGUAUGGGAGAUUUCGGAACAUUGUGAAAGUUGGUGAAAGUUGGUGUCCGCUUUUGAAAGUUGCAGGAACAAACCCCAACAAGUGAUGGGCCAAAUAGAGCCUGUACGUGCUCGACAUAGUGAGAAAGGGCGACAUUCAAUGAGUUUUUCACAACAUCGAGCAUAUUUGGCCCGACGACGUGCAAUAGCUCAAGGAAAGCGACCAAUGGUGGAAACUAGCUCAAGCAACAGAGCUAAACAAGCUCCAGGAAAGGUACGAGCUAGGCGCCCUCAACAAAAGAAAAAGUUCCAAAGAGACGAGGACUUUAGGAGACGUGUUUCCAUGUUUUCAUCUGGUUGGCGGAUGGGACAAUCAGUAAAAAUUAACACCGCUUAUCUCAGUGAGCUGAUUUUGAAAGAGUGGAAGAAAAAGAAGCAUGCACAUUGGCGCUACAGAAACGCACGUACAGAGUUGAUGACACACGAUAUUGGUCACAUUAAACGAACUUGGAGAAAGGUUUUGCGCAUUAGGAGGCAAAAGCAUCGUGAACAAAACAGCUUUUUGGCUAAGUUCUACAUCAAGCGUUUUGAGGAUUUGAAACAUGAUAUUGAGAACUCUUCCAAUAAUUGGACCAAAGGUGUUGCAGUAAGGGAAUUAUCUAACUUCAUGGUGUGUACUAUAAAUAUGGGCAACGAUUGUUGACAAAUGGAUGGCUGAGAUGGAGUUGAUUGGAGCAUGUGGACUUUAUUAAACACAUAUGUAUAUAGGCAUAUAUAGAAGUUUCUUUUUAAAAAGUAUGUUUCUAUUGUAAACAUUUGUAUAUAUAGUGCACAUUUUUGUAUGAAGUUUAAUGUUUUUUAAUUU